AUCAACAGUUCUUUCUCUUCUGCCCAUCCCGUCUCGUUUGUUUCACUCUUUUUUUCUUCUUCUCUCUUCAUGGCUGCUUCGGUAGACCCUCUGGUUGUUGGUCGCGUGAUUGGCGAUGUGGUUGACAUGUUCGUCCCUACCAUCAACAUGUCUGUAUACUACGGAGCUAAGCAUGUCACUAAUGGCUGUGAUGUUAAGCCAUCCCUAACUGUGAAUCCUCCCAAAGUGACCCUUUCAGGCCAUCCCGAUGAAUUUUACACCCUGGUGAUGACCGACCCUGAUGCACCCAGCCCCAGUGAGCCCUCCAUGAGGGAGUGGGUACACUGGAUAGUUGCAGAUAUUCCGGGAGGAACCAAUGCCACCCGCGGGAAAGAGGCUCUCCCUUAUGUAGGGCCACGCCCACCAGUGGGCAUUCACCGCUACAUACUGGUGCUGUUUCAGCAGAAGGCUCCUUUAGGCUUGGUGGAGCAGCCUGGGUCAAGGGCCCACUUCAGCACCCGUGCCUUUGCCAACCAGCUGGAUCUGGGGCUGCCUGUGGCUACCGUCUACUUCAACGCCCAGAAGGAGCCAGCAAACAGGAGGCGCUGAAGGGGUGUGGGGGGGAGGGGCGAGGAGUGAGCAGAGUGAGGGGUGAAGGGUGAGUGCAGUAAAAGUAGUGAGAAAUAAGGAGAGGCUCUUAUAGCGUAGCCUCCUGGUGUUGGGAGUCGUGGCUGUAGUUGUUGGGGUGUUAUGACUAGUCUAUGUCCAUCUAUCCUUUCUUGAACUUAAUUUUGUUUCCACCUAUGUUAUCCUUCUAAUACGAAGAAUGGAUGCCCACCUUUUGACUAA
Vitis vinifera (wine grape) is the source of this 828-nucleotide messenger RNA. RefSeq names its product protein MOTHER of FT and TFL1. The transcript is spliced from 4 exons. The coding region runs from base 70 to 588 and encodes 172 amino acids. Lineage: Eukaryota; Viridiplantae; Streptophyta; Magnoliopsida; Vitales; Vitaceae. Gene Ontology annotation, biological process: positive regulation of seed germination; response to abscisic acid. The record is from RefSeq and is a predicted model, not a curated record.